UGAGGAAACGGAUAUAAAAUAGCUACUACAGAUACAGUUACAACUUAGAAAAAUCAAUACGGAGAAAAAGUAAUGUAAAUUUUGAUUACUGGAUCAGGAAGGUCACUCUGUGAAAAUGGUGUUUUUCAGGGAUACUGAAAGGAGCUCGAGACUGAUUCAAGGGCGGUGGCGGCCGCAGAGGCAGGAGCAGCAGCGCCGGGUUCCCCGCAGGUGCGUCCCGCGCGCGCUGCUCCCGGACCAGCCGAGGGUCUCCCCGCAGGGCCAGCCCGGGUCGUGUCAGGCGCCUGAAAUCUCCCGCAUCUCCCUCAGCUGUGGGAAAUGGCUGAAAGGAAUAAGGCUGGAACGAAGGAAAACUCAAAAGCGCCCCCUCUGGAGAAGAGAAAGACAGGCGAGGAGCAAUUCCCUCAACUUUUUGUUGGCGGCUUGAGCUCUGAAACCACAGAAGAAAGUCUGAGGAACUACUACCGGCAGUGGGGAAAACUUAGAGGCUGCGUGGUCAUAAGGGACCCUGAAACCCGGAGAUCAAGAAGAUUUGGUUUCGUGACCUUCUCCUCCACGGCCGAGGUCGAUGCCGCCAUGGCUGCCAGACCCCAUUCAAUUGAUGGGAAAAUGGUCGCGCCCAGACGUGCUGUGCCAAGGGAGGGCCGCGAAAAGCCGGAGGCUCUCGUCACUGCGAAGACGCUGUUUGUUGGUGGAAUUCAAGAAGACACCGAGGAACAUCAUCUUAGAGAUUACUUUAAGAAAUAUGGAAAAAUCGAUGCCAUUGAGAUAACCAUUGACAGGCAGGCUGGCAACAGAAGAGCCUUUGGAUUUGUUACCUUUGAUGACCAUGAUUCUGUGGAUAAGAUUGUGUUGCAGAAACACCACAGCAUCAAUGGCCAUCGUGCAGAAGUCAGAAAGGCCCUGUGUAGACAAGAAAUGCAGGAGGGCGUGGAGGUGGCAGUUUUAGAGGUAGCACUGGUUAUGCAGGAGGAAGGGGAAGAUAUGAAGGUGAAGGAUCCGAGUGUGACAACCAGGGUGAGGGCUCCGGAGGUGACUGUGACAACUCUGAGGGAGGAACUAGUGGAAGUGGAAAUGGCAAUGAUUUAGGAAAUGAUCAGCAGAAACCUACGAGCAACUUACAGGAGAGUGGAAAACUUGAUGAUAGCAGAAAUGUGGGAGGAUCUUCCGGAGGAGAAGACCAUUGUCCAGGAGGCAGUGGAGUUCAGGCCUUUGCACACUGCGUGCAAGACGGAUUACGGCGACUGUUUGCUAGACCAGAAGCCGAGCGUCUACAGAGAUGGGGACCUGCAGUUUUUGAGUUACUACCAGGCUGUUUUCCAGAGCAGCUGCACCAGUUACAUCACCACCAGCAAGCUCAAUGGCUCUGAAGCUCUGAAGCUUCUGAAGCUCAAUGGCUCUCAUUUGGGCCAUGAAACCAGGCAGAACCAGGAGGCGACUGCUGGUGACAGGCGCGUCUAUGUCAUUCCCAUCUGCUCCCUGAUCCAAGUGAUGAUCUGUGGGGUCUGGCUGGGAACCGCUCCGUCUUCCAUUGAGAUGGACACACAUUCUGAGCCCGAGAACCUCGUCACCAUAUGCAACAAGGGCUCGGUCACCGCCUUCUACUGUGUCCUGGGAUACCCGGGCUCCUCAGCCCUGGGGAGCUUCUCCUUGGCUUUCCUGGCCCGGAACCUGCCUGACACCUUCAGUGAAGCCAAGCUCCUGCCCUUCAGCAUGCUGGUGUUCUGCAGUGUCUGGGUCGCCUUCCCACAGCACCCAGGGCACGGUCAUGGUGGCCGUGGGGCCCUCCUCCAUCGUGGCUUCCAGUGCGGGCUUACUAGGCUGCAUCUUUGCCCCAAAGUGCUACGUUAUUCUGAUAAGACCUGA
Vicugna pacos (alpaca) is the source of this 1866-nucleotide messenger RNA. NCBI's taxonomy places the organism in Eukaryota, Metazoa, Chordata, Mammalia, Artiodactyla, Camelidae. The record is from RefSeq and is a predicted model, not a curated record.